AGUCAGUAAACAGCGCAGCACCAAAAAAUCUUCUGCCUGAGCAUUUGGUGCUGUAGUACGUUCUAGACUUGUGCUUGAGCUAAUGGCUUGGUUCCUCUUCAGGCAGGGCAGUACUGCAGUGUGGCAUGGCCUGCAAAGCUUGACGGAUCAUGCAGCCAAGGAAUUAUGACCUUGAACUCAUUUCCAGGCAGCGCAAUGAUGCAAGCCUGUGUUGAUGUGAUGUGAUCUGGUGAUAGAUCCGCUGGAGACAGUACAGAGUACAGAGUCGAGAAAAUUAGUUUUGUAAAGUGCAAAAAGCGCAGCGCGCUGCGCUGUACCCCGCCCCGCGAUAGCGUUUACUAUCUCGCAGAGCGGCAGAGCUUGGUCAGCUGUGCGCUGGCAGAUCUUGUGUGUACCAGGUAGAUCUACCGUGUGCGUAUGCCUGGUUCGAUCCGCGAUCGAUCCGGCGAAUGGUAGACCUACGGCCCCUUCGUCAACGGCAACGGGAACGCAGGUUCGAGGUCGUGAUCGUGGGGGUGUGUGCCUGCGCGGCAUCCCUGCGUGGCUGCAGCUUGCUUGGAAUCUCGGCGGUUUCAGGGUUUCUUUGCGCGACUUGCCUUUCCCCUUUCCCCCUCGGUGACUGGCAGCUUUCUGGGCCAUUCUGACCUGGCUGACUUCCUUACUAGUUAGGGUAGCUGGAUUCGGCGAACGCCAGGGCUUCUGUCGACGUGUGCGGAUUUGUGGAAACUGCUGAGCUUCGCAAAUAUGGCCGAGGCCCGUCUGGCAGUUGCAUUCCGGCUGCAAGUCAACGACGAUGGCAACUUGGAAGUGAAUUUGGAUCGGACGUUGGUUUAUCACGUCUUGCUGUCAGUGGUGUAUUCUGCAGUGAAGCGUGUCACGUACACUAGAAAUGUCAUCCUGAGAACCAUCUAUCCUGGAUCCGUAUGGACUUUGCUGGCGCUUCUCUUGGCGUUCUACGUUGCUCAACACCUCACCCCAGACCAGCUGAUUUUGUCUGUAUGGAAGUCGUACGUGCCCGGAUUGUCCUACCUGCCCGAGGCUGUGCAGGGACCGACGGCGGCGCUGCUGCUCGGCGCGUCCGUGUGGACGGUUGCCGUCCUGAUCCAGCGCUAUGCUCUGCUUCUCAUGCUGUCCUACAAGGGGUUUCUGUACGUCCCGCACGGCAAGUCUCCGCUGCACAUCCGCGCCUGGUUCUUUCUGGUGCGCAUGCUGGAGGGGCCGAUCACCCCGACCAUGUACACGUACCAGUCGACUCUGCCCUGCCUGCCCCUGCCGUCGGUGCGCGGCACCUGUGAGCGCUACCUGAAGUCGGUGCGCCACCUUGUGAGCACGGAGCGUUACAAGGAGCUGGAGAAGAUGGCCGGCGAGUUCCAGGGUGGCCUGGGUGCGCGCAUUCAGCGCUACCUGUGGCUCUGGUGGCUGUGCAACAAGAACUACGUCAGUAACUGGUGGAUCAAGUACGUGUAUCUGCGCGGACGCUCGCCGAUCAUGAUCAACUCAAACUAUUACAUCCUAGACCUGGUGGCGAAGCACACUACAUGCCAGGCAGCCCGCGCCAGUCAGGUGAUUAACAUCGUGGCCAGGUACAAGGACAAGCUGGACAACGAGCUAAUCGACCCGAUCAUGAUCCGCGACACCAUCCCGCUGUGCAUGGACCAGUACAAGCGCACGUUCGGCACCACGCGCCGCCCCGGGCACGAGGAGGACAGCCUGGUGCACGUGCCGGCGUCGCAGUCGCAGCACGUGGUGAUCAUGCGCCACGGCCGCUUCUACGAGCUGCCGCUCAAGUGGAACGGGCGGCUGCUGACGCCGCCGGAGCUGGAGGAGCGCGUGCAGCACAUCCUGGACGAGGACCACCUCGACCAGGACGUACCGGUGUCGCACCUGCACCUGCCGGCCAUGACCGGCGUCAAGCGCAAGACCUGGGCCGAGUUCCGCGAGACGCACAUGCUCACCAACCGCAACAACGCGCACGCGCUGGAGCGCAUCGACUCGGCGGCGUUCAUAGUCGUCCUUGACGACGGCGAGCCGGAGAUCAUCGGCGAGAAGCUGUCGGAGUUUGGCCACCAGGGCCUGCACGGCAGCGGCUGCAGCCGCUGGUUCGACAAGUCCAUCGUCUUCACCGUCUACACGAACGCGCGCUUCCACAUCACCGCCGAGCACGCGUGGGCGGAUGCCCCCGUCGUCGCCCACGUCUCCGAGGUGAUCUACACCAACGAGCAGAAGAUGCAGCUGCAAGGGAACUGCUACGACGCCGACGGCCACGCCAUCGGCGAGAAGUCCGCACCGCUACGACCACCGCAGCGUCUGCACUGGGAGUUCAACGCCGCAGCCGGCAAGGUGAUCGAGACGGCGCUCGUCGACGCUCGCAAGCUGAUCGCCGACCUGGACUUGUUCAUCCUGGAUCACAACAGCUUCGGCAAGGACGGCAUCAAGAAAUGCCGCACCAGUCCGGACGCCUUCAUCCAGAUGGCGCUGCAGCUGGCCUACUACCGUGACAUUGGCCACUUCAGUCUGACCUACGAGGCAUCCAUGACGCGCCUGUACUGCAAGGGCCGCACGGAGACCGUCCGGCCGGGCACCGUGGAGUCGAGCGCGUUUGUUCAUGCCAUGCUGGACGCGUCGACGACGGCCGACAAGCGGCGUGCGCUGCUGAACCGCGCCGUCGAGGUGCACCAGGACAACUACCGCAACGCCAUGGCCGGCAAGGGCGCCGACCGCCAUCUGUUCACCAUGUACGUCGUGUCGCAGUACCUCAAGGAGAAGUCGCCUUUCCUCGACGCCGUCCUUGGCGAGCCCUGGCGACUGUCCACAUCCCAAACGCCCGAGUCCCAGACCAAACAGUCCAUAUUCCUCCUGCGCAAGGGCCCGGGAGAGUUCUAUUCGCCCGGCGGUGGUUUUGGACCAGUCGCCGAUGAUGGCUACGGUGUAUCGUACAUUCUCUCAAACGACCGCAUCUUCUUCCACAUUUCGUCAAAGCAUUCGGCCCCGGUAACUAGCUCGCAGCGCUUUGCGGAGAACAUCCAGCGGGCUAUGAGCGAGGUACGCGCCCUGUGUGACACGAAGGCUGCACCGAGCAAGCCCCAGUGAUGUGUGCCUGCCUGCAGCCAGCCCGGCUGCGGCUUCUGGCAUAGAGGACAAAGUUGUAACCGAAUCUGACUACUUGGUGUGACAUGAACAACAACCCUUGGCGCUUGAUGGGUUAUGUAUUAGCCCAUAUAGGGAAGAAUUCUCCUUGAUGUUCAUACAGAUUUUUUAUUAUUAUUUAUUAUUUACACGACUAUUCUCUAGUGCAUAAAAUAUAGUUUCUCUUGUUCUAAUCGAGAGUGCAGUGCCACAACGCUUUUCUUUUCUUUUGCCAUGCUGCCCCACGCUGAAUCUCUUACGCGCACCUCUUUGGGCAGUUCAUAAUUCUCUGUUAGCACUACAACGGUGGUUCGUUUUGCUUCAUCUUCACAUCUUGAUGGGAGCCUCUGGCUCUGGCUUCAUUGACCCUCUUUGCAAAGUUUCUAUGUGGCUGCAUGUUCUUUUGGCGACCGAAAUGUUGCAAUGUGCCAUACCUAACCUUAUCCAGAAUGAA
Sycon ciliatum is the source of this 3580-nucleotide messenger RNA. RefSeq names its product carnitine O-palmitoyltransferase 1, liver isoform-like. The transcript has a single exon. Gene Ontology annotation, biological process: carnitine metabolic process; fatty acid metabolic process. Gene Ontology annotation, cellular component: mitochondrion. The coding region runs from base 745 to 3090 and encodes 781 amino acids. The record is from RefSeq and is a predicted model, not a curated record. Lineage: Eukaryota; Metazoa; Porifera; Calcarea; Leucosolenida; Sycettidae. Gene Ontology annotation, molecular function: carnitine O-palmitoyltransferase activity.